Molecule: messenger RNA, 1683 nt
Organism: Branchiostoma belcheri (Belcher's lancelet)
Lineage: Eukaryota; Metazoa; Chordata; Leptocardii; Amphioxiformes; Branchiostomatidae
Product: heat shock protein HSP 90-alpha-like
Exons: 6
Coding region: 136-1611 (491 amino acids)
Biological process (GO): cellular response to heat; protein stabilization; protein folding
Cellular component (GO): cytosol; perinuclear region of cytoplasm; protein-containing complex
Molecular function (GO): ATP hydrolysis activity; ATP binding; ATP-dependent protein folding chaperone
Source: RefSeq, a predicted model, not a curated record
CCUUCUGGAAGGUUCCAAAAACCGGAAACAGAAAGCCGGUAUAAAAGCGUGGUCUGAUUCAUUGGGGCACAUUUGUUGAGAAGCCUUAGCGACGUAACAGUCAGGUCCAAACUCUCUCCCGAGAAAACCAUCACCAUGCCUGAGGAAACACAGACAGCCGAAGUUAUGGACGACUCUGAGGUGGAGACCUUCGCUUUCCAGGCUGAGAUCGCUCAGCUGAUGUCUCUGAUCAUCAACACGUUCUACUCCAAUAAGGAAAUCUUCCUCAGGGAACUCAUCUCCAACUCCUCUGAUGCCCUCGACAAAAUCAGGUAUGAGUCAUUGACAGAUCCCAGCAAACUGGACAGUGGAAAGGACCUGGAGAUCAAGAUUGUCCCCAACAAGGAGGAGAACACCCUCACCAUCAUGGACACAGGUAUCGGCAUGACCAAGGCUGACCUGGUCAACAACCUGGAAAACCAGAAAAUCAUCACCAUGCCUGAGGAAACACAGACAGCCGAAGUUAUGGACGACUCUGAGGUGGAGACCUUCGCUUUCCAGGCUGAGAUCGCUCAGCUGAUGUCUCUGAUCAUCAACACGUUCUACUCCAACAAGGAAAUCUUCCUCAGGGAACUCAUCUCCAACUCCUCUGAUGCCCUCGACAAAAUCAGCAUCCGCAAGAACCUUGUCAAGAAGUGUCUAGAGCUGUUCGCUGACCUAUCAGAAGACAAAGAAAACUACAAGAAAUUCUACGAGCACUUCAGCAAAAACUUGAAGCUGGGCAUCCACGAGGAUACACAGAACAGGAAGAAGGUGGCAGAUCUGCUGCGCUACCACAGCUCCACCACGGGGGAUGAAAUGACCUCCCUCAAGGACUAUGUAGCUCGCAUGAAGGAGAACCAGAAAGACAUCUACUACAUCACCGGUGAAAGCAAGGCAGCUGUGGAGAAUUCUGCAUUCGUUGAGAGAGUCAAGAGAGCCGGGCUGGAGGUCUUGUACAUGGUGGAGCCCAUUGAUGAAUAUGCCACCCAGCAGCUGAAGGAGUAUGAGGGGAAGAAGCUGGUGUCUGUGACCAAGGAGGGUCUAGAACUACCUCAGACUGAUGAAGAGAAGAAGGCUUGGGAGGAGCUGAAGGCCAAGUUUGAACCACUCUGCAAGGUCAUGAAGGACAUCCUGGACAAGAAGGUGGAGAAGGUUGAGUGCUCCAGGCGUCUGGUCAGUUCCCCCUGCUGUAUCGUCACCAGCCAGUAUGGCUGGAGUGCCAACAUGGAGCGCAUCAUGAAGGCCCAGGCCCUGCGUGACAACAGCUCCCUUGGCUACAUGGCCGCCAAGAAGCACCUGGAGGUCAACCCAGAACACCCAAUCAUCGACAGUCUGCGGCAGAAGGCGGAUGCUGACAAGAACGACAAGUCUGUGAAAGACCUGUGCAUGCUGCUGUACGAAACCUCCCUGAUGGCGUCAGGCUUCACGCUGGAGGAGCCACAGAUCCACGCUGGCCGCAUCUACCGCAUGAUCAAGCUGGGUCUGGGGAUCGACGAGGAUGUGGCAGAGGUGGAGGAGCAGCUCGCAGACAUGCCGCCACUGGAGGGUGAUGAUGAGGAUGAUACAUCCCGGAUGGAGGAGGUUGACUAAGAGGCAUAGAUCACUAGGCUGAUGUGAAACAUUCCUGUAGGUUUGUUGUACCAUACCAUACCAACAUUGAGA